CUGAUCCCUAGCAGAAAACACUUCGAAGAUGCGUCAAGGCAAGUAUGGCUGCGCCCAUUCUUAAGUGGAAGCGGGUCACUAAUACGACGGGCCCACAGCCCAGGCCUCGCCAUGGACACCGCGCAGUGGCAAUUAAGGACCUUAUGGUUGUAUUCGGAGGUGGGAACGAAGGAAUUGUGGACGAAUUGCACGUAUACAACACUGCCACCAAUCAGUGGUUUGUUCCCCCGGUGAAAGGAGAUGUUCCCCCAGGAUGUGCUGCUUAUGGUUUUGUUGUCGAUGGCACACGCAUCCUUGUCUUUGGGGGAAUGGUUGAGUAUGGCAAAUACAGCAAUGAACUCUAUGAGCUCCAAGCUUCAAGAUGGGAGUGGAAACGUGUUAAACCCAGGCCACCUCGCAACGGGCCACCUCCAUGUCCGCGCCUUGGUCAUUCCUUCACCAUUAUCAACAACAAAGUCUACCUUUUUGGAGGGUUGGCAAAUGAUAGUGAGGACCCUAAAAAUAAUAUCCCAAAGUACCUAAAUGAUCUCUACACAUUGGAACUGCGUCCAAACUCAAGUGUAAUGGCAUGGGAUAUCCCAGACACAUAUGGAGUGCCACCUCCUCCCAGAGAAUCCCAUACAGGAGUGGCGUACAUGAGCAAAGACAAACCCAAAUUAGUUAUAUAUGGAGGAAUGAGUGGCACCAGAUUGGGAGAUUUGUGGAUCCUUGACGUUAAUACCAUGACCUGGGAAAGGCCAACAGUAAGUGGUGUUCAUCCUCUUCCAAGAUCUCUGCAUUCAGCCACUCUUUUGGGAAACAAAAUGUUUGUCUUCGGAGGAUGGGUUCCACUUGUUCUGGAGGAGUUGAAAGGACCCAACAAUGAGAAGUCUGAGUGGAAAUGCACAAACACUUUAGCAUGUCUCAACCUUGAAAACAUGGCUUGGGAAAACGCCAUGAUGGAGAAGUUUGAGGACCAGAUGCCUCGUGCUCGGGCUGGACACUGUUCUGUGGGGAUACAUUCAAGACUGUUUGUGUGGUCCGGCAGAGAUGGAUACAGGAAAGCUUGGAAUAAUCAAGUUUGCUGCAAAGACUUAUGGUACCUGGAGACAAGUGUACCUGGAUCACCAGGUAGAGUCCAGCUUGUUAGAGCAUCCACUACUACCCUAGAAGUGUGCUGGGGUGCCACACCUUGUGCAGAUGCUUACCUGCUUCAGAUUCAGAAGUACGACAUCCCAACUCCAGCUUCAACAGUCCCAACUCCAACAACUCCCACCAGCACUCCUGCCACCACCAGCUUACCUUUGACUCCAGCCAACAAGCCCAUCACCCUUACUCAAACUGUUUUAAGACCAGCAACACCAGGAGCUGUAACACCUUUGACUCCCACGACACCACAGACGAUAAGAGCUGGUGGAAAUAUUGUUAGAGUUCGUGCCCCAGGAACAGGACAGAUCAAAGUAAUAGGAACUGGAGGUCAGACCACACAGAUUCUACGUGGUGGAUUGCCAGCAACAACAACUGCAACUUCACAAGGUGGAAUGUCAGGCAUUGCAGCGUUAGCAGCUGCCGCUGCAGCAACACAAAAAAUUACAACCAGUACCGGAACAACAACUUCUCCAACAACAGUUAAAGUUGUACAACCAACAACACUUGUUACACCUCAAGGUGUGAAAGUUGCAACUACUAUAGCAGGCCAAACUGUGAGAUUGGUGUCACCUUCAGGACAAGUGUUAAACACCCAGGGUACCACAGUUGCAGGGCAAAGUGGCAAGCAGUUUAUACUACAAAAAAGUGGUGUCCCUGGAUCUCAACCACAAAUUGUAACUCUGGUCAAGACGAGUAAAGGUCUGACUCCAAUGUCCAAAGUAAAUUUGGUUCAGAGUAAGGCUGGUGUAGGCGGGCAGGGCGCAACAAUAGUGAAGCUGGUCACAACACAGGCAGGAGGUCCAGGCAAACCCAUCAUGACCACAUCGACCACACAGCCAGGCCAGAUCCUAAGCUUGCCAAGUGGUACACAGACUGCUGGGAAAACUGUCAUACAAGGACAGAAUAUUGUUAUUGCUAAACAACAGCUUGGUACCACGACUGUAGGAGGAAAGCAGACAAUAGUAAUCACGAAGCCAGGAGCUGCUGGAACUAGUGUUGUGCGGCCACAGACCUCUCAGAUUAUUGUUGUCACCACUGCAUCAGCCAUCAGAACACUACAAACAGGCACAACCACUACAAUGGCGACUGGCCAACCUGCUCAGGUGUCAGCUGGUGGAGGUGUGAAGAUGAUUGUGGUAUCAUCUGGUGGUGUGGCUGGCACCACAACCACACAGGCUGUCACCAAGCCCAUGACUAUUACUGUGGCUGGACAGGCAGGACAGGCUGGUGCCACCACCAAGACAGUCACCAUAGCUGCCAAAAGUGGCACUCCUAGCACCACAACUCUCCUCAACACUGGGUCAGGUCAGAUUAUUGCUGUACCUGCUCAGGGUCUGCUGCAGUCAGGGCAGCAGUCUCUUACAAUUGGAGGAAAACCUGUAACAGUACAAGUAACUACAGCUGGAGGUCAAAAGACUGUGACUUUAGUCACAUCCCAGGCUGCCAGCAGUGCAACUACAUCCACAACUUCUAGUACUAGCACAUCAAGCACAGCAACCACAAAUCAGCCAACAACAUCAAUUGGUAGUGCAGGAGAUGGCCCUGUUACCUCGGAUGCAGCUCUUGCAGCUUUGGCAGCUGAGGCAGGCCUGAUCAUGCCAUCAGGGGAAGGAGAGCAGGGUAAUGAACAUGUGGCUGCAGUUGGAACCCAGCAGGAUCAGUCUGAGAAGAGUGGAUCAUCUCAAAAUACGUCUGAAGAAGUAAUGGAAACAAAUGCUUCUUCGGAAACUUCAAAACAGUCAAUAGCAAGUAAUUCAGAAAAUCUAGAUGAUGUUGAUGCGAAAAGAACUGAGGGAAACACACUAACAAAUGUUGAAGGCGAAAAUGCCAUUAAACAAGAACCCAUGGAUACUGGUGAUGGGACUGGGGAAGCAAGUUGUGCAGGACAGGCAGCAGGUGGUGUGGGUGAGGCCGGUGAGCCUACUGAUCCGUUAGCGACAUUAGCAUCCGCAGCUAUCAAUUCCUCCCUCAGCACAACAACGCCCACUAUCAAAAAUGAAGAUACCACAACGACGCUUGCUAAUGGCAUAAAACAGGAAACGAGUGAAAUAAAGAAGCCAGAAGAAGAGUGGUAUGAUGUUGGCAUCAUCAGAGGAACCGUCUGUACAGUCCAAGCCUACUAUUUGCCCACAGAAGCAGAUUCUCUCAAAAAUGAAUCCUAUACUGAUGCUGAGGGAGAGGUUACCGAAAGAAAAGCAAGUGGGAUUGAAGUCAAGUUACAGCCCGGCACUGCAUAUAAAUUCAGAGUUGCUGGAAUUAAUCCAUGUGGAAGGGGUCCAUGGAGUGAAGUUUCAGCCUUCAAAACUUGUUUACCUGGUUAUCCGGGGGCACCAUCAGCUAUUAAAAUUUCUAAAUCUGCAGAAGGUGCACAUUUAUCAUGGGAACCCCCACAAAAUGCUGCUGGUGACAUUGUGGAAUAUUCUGUUUAUUUGGCAAUUAGAAAUGCAGCAACUCAACAGCAGGUGGGUAAAAAGGAUGCUAAUAAUGGUGGAGCUCAUCUGGCAUUUGUACGUGUGUAUUGUGGUGCCAGCAACCAGUGUACAGUACUCAACACACAGCUUGGAGCAGCGCACAUCGAUACAACUAAUAAACCAGCAAUCAUAUUUAGAAUAGCAGCUAGAAAUGACAAAGGAUAUGGCCCUGCUACACAAGUUAGGUGGUUACAGGAUUCUGUAGUGGGUGGAUCAGCUGGAGGACCAAAAGUAGUCAUGAGAAGACCUGCCACAGAUAACCGUUCUCCAGUUACUGUUAAAAAAUUCAAGGCAGAUGGAGAGCCUAUGCUAUAGUGCUCAGCAGGAACCACCUCAGUUUGAGUUAGCUGCCAUAUGACCCGGUGUAUGGGGGGGAGGGGGAUUGUCUUUGGCCAGGGGAAUGAACCUUCUGGACUUUAAGUGCCAAAGAUAAGGAUGAGAUUACCCAGUGUAGUGUUAUUCCGGGUUAGAGUUUCAGGCCCCAGAGUGUGUGAGUGUGUGUGUGAGUAUGUGUGCGUGUGCAUAGACAAUUUGUGCAACUGGUAUUAUGAGGGGUCUUGGGCAGUCACACAUAUAAGAAGCUUUUUCUGAAAUUGAGUAAUGGGAGGAGCUUAAGUUAUCUUUCUUGCACGAAGUAGUGCAUGGUGACUUGCUGUGACCCACUUUUUUCUAUAUUCCUACUCAUCCUUUUUUUUUUCUUCUUCUUUUUUUUCAUUCUCCUUUUAAUGAUGUAAUUACUUUUAUUUCCCUUCCAUUUCACCGGUAAGUGUUGCUACUUUAUGAUCUGAACCAAAUAUAUGUUGCAAAGUGAUAAAAGGGUCCUGAGUGCCCCAUGACUUCAUUUUAUUUAUAUACUACAUUAAUGUACAUUUAAGGUCCAUCCAAACUGUUAAUUUCAUGUAAAUGUUUGUCGCUGCUUUCUACCCAUAGGAUAUAAGUAUUCUUUAUGGCAUUCAAUGAAUGCUCGAAGUAAUGUUUUCCAAAGUUAAGAACUUUGUAUGCCAGCGUACUCUUUAUUCUCCAUGUGUCAUGGAGAAAACUUUUACCUGAAAAGUGACACCCUGUUCUCUGGAGCAGCAUGUUGUAUAUACUGUGAAGUUGGUAAGAGGUUGAACCUCUUAAAAAGUGUUGAGCAGCAUUGAUGUCCCAGAGGCUGCAUUCCUUAUUAGUGGACCCUUGCUCUGAUCUCAGGGUGUGUAUGAACCACCGGUAGAGUUGUACACCUAACCAAAACUCCACUUGGCCUUAGUAAGCUACAGUCAUGAGCUAGGCAAUGCCAUUAAACCCUUUUGUCACCAGUCCAUCUCAUCUCCAUCUUCCUGUAACAGUAAUCAUUCUUUCAUUACUGGUCCUCCAAAUGUCUUCAUGUUAUUAAAUGAAUUAGUGAUAUAGGUAAAGCAGCCAUUUAUUUUUACACCCAAAGGACAAUGUGGCUCAUGCUUGAUUUUACUGCACUAAACUUUUUAAAAUUCUCUCCUGCAUAUCACCUUCCUCUUACAUGCGAAAUGAGUCGGCUCUAUAGUGUUAAUGCAUACAUCAUUGUAGAUAUCACUCCUCCCACCCUCAACCCUGCCUGUAAGGUUAUUGCAAACUAGAGAAGGAUGCAUGUUGAUGUUCCUUAAAACAACACUUUGUAUUUGGUGCCGGCAGCCCCUGGAUCCCCUAGCUACUACUUUUAUCAAACUUAGUUGUUUUUCUUUUUCUUUUCUAUUUUUUCUUUCUUUUUUUUGAGGAGAGUACAAACAAAACAGUAGGAACAAGUGUGAUGUCUCUGAGUUUUGACUGGCCAGACUCAAAGAGUGGAUUCAAGAGUGUUUUCCACUUUCUUCCAGGCUUCUCCAUGCCUCCUGCCAGUGAACAUGAGAGAUAAACCUUGUCAUAAAUUGCAAGAAAUGCUCCACCCUUUUCACGUGGAGGACUUUGCAAAUUUUUUUUAUGUGCUUCUCAAUACUUUUUAAUUUGAUGACUAUACAUGCUUAGACAUAUAUAUUAUCAUAACUUCAUAAAGUUAGAUGGAGUUGUCUCUUUGUACAUACAGAUUAUCCAGCGUUUGUUUUCCAUUUCUGUAAGAGGAACACACGGUUCAUUAUGCAAUGACAGCCUGGAUGGGAAAUGGCCACAGUACCUGACCAGAUAUUAACAAAGAAUGUGAUGUAAGAUGGGUUUCAUCUACUAUGAAGCUGUUUUGCAAACCCAUCUUCCAUCAGUGAAAACUUUGGUAACACAAUUUCUCUAGGCUGUAAGUAAAUUUAGCAGUGAAAAAAUAAUUGAAAAACAAUAAUCUAUGGAAAAUGCUUUUAAAUCUUUAAUAUUUUAUUUUUCAAAGUAAGAAUAAAACGAACUAUUGAAAUAGUGAAAAGA
This is a messenger RNA of Penaeus vannamei (Pacific white shrimp), 5960 nucleotides long. It is a transcript of the gene Hcf, whose product is annotated as Host cell factor. NCBI's taxonomy places the organism in Eukaryota, Metazoa, Arthropoda, Malacostraca, Decapoda, Penaeidae. Gene Ontology annotation, cellular component: histone methyltransferase complex. Gene Ontology annotation, biological process: regulation of DNA-templated transcription; chromatin remodeling. Gene Ontology annotation, molecular function: transcription coactivator activity; protein binding. The record is from RefSeq and is a predicted model, not a curated record.